UGACCUAAUCCGUCGCGCGUCCAAUUCCCUGCGCUUGCCGUCUUGUCACCCACAAACGGCGCGUCAACCUGUCAACACAAAAACAUUCACGUAGCUAGCAACACUGGGACUCGGGGGACUAACUCUUUGUAUAUCGUCGGAUUUACACAGCCAUAAUAGCUAAAUCGGAUUGAUACAAUGGCGCCAAUGGAAAAUGAACUAAGUAUACUCGUCUCGCAGAGAAGUGACAAAUUUUUUUUAUACUGACGCGGCGUCACGAAUGCUGCCUAACUAGACUAACUAGAUUAGAGAUGGAAUAGGGGGUAAUUUGAAUAGACUGCGGGCUCAGGAUAUAGAAAAAUGCGGAAAGCAAUUGAGCCAAUAGAUACGCCACUUCCGGACUAGUCCCGAGCGGGGUGAUCCUCGGAUGAUCCUAUUUGUGAAUCUUAGCCUCACGGCUCCGGUACAUUCAGUUCAAACGUGGAAUGUGACAGAAACAUGUAUGUGCUUGGUCAUGCGCCGCCGACAACCGUGAUACAGAUGCAGAGGAAAUAAAUAAGUAAAUCGACCACAAAAGAAGCAAAUUAGGUACUUAAUGUGAUCUCAUAAACAAUAUAAACAGAGGGAUUCCAAAUAAAUACGCAAUAUUCCGCAGAUACCGCGAUACGGAAACAAUAAUAGCUAAAUAAUAGCAAGUAUUAUCAGCGGGAGGUUUCAUAACGCAGUUUAUGUCUGUAUUGACGGCGGGUCGGCGGCGCAGAUAAAUCGUCUUUACAUGACAUAGACAAACUGAAAUCAUAGACAUGGUAACCUGACCGUUGUUUGGCAAUGCCGCUCCCGCCUGAUUCUGGCAGACAAAAAUGCCAAAGGUCAUGCGAAGUAGAAAAGCAGACUCGGAAGAUUCAACCAGGAAUACCGAAUACAGCUUUGAUAAUGUACAUUGCGACUGGUUUCGGAAUAACUGGCGGUGCACAUAGGCUCUGGACGCACAGAGCUUACAAAGCGAAGCUUCCGUUGAAGCUCUUUCUAAUGAUGUGUUUUGCCAGUGCUGGUCAAAAUUCCAUAAAGCAGUGGGUGCGGGACCAUCGCAUCCACCACAAGUUCAGCGAUACUGAUGCGGACCCACACAACGCCAACCGCGGUCUAUUCUUCUCACACAUCGGCUGGCUAAUGAUGAAGAAAAAUGAUAAGGUCUUACAGGCCGGAAAGCAAAUCGACAUGAGCGACAUUGACAGUGACCUGUAUUUGCAAAUUUUUGAGAAAUACUUCAAUUACAUUAAACUGCUGUUCUGCUACAUUCUGCCUACCAGCCUUAGCAUCUGGCUGUGGGUCGAGAACUGGCGCUGCGCCGUCGCCUGGCAGUGCUUCAUCAGGUUCCUCUCUAUGUUUCACAGCGAACUCACUGUCAACAGUCUCGCUCAUGCCUAUGGAUACAAACCUUACAAUAAGAAUAUCAUACCAGCAGAGAAUCGCUUCGUAGCCACAUGUACUUUCGGCGAAGGCUGGCACAACUAUCACCACGCGUUUCCUUUCGACUACAAGGCAGCAGAGCAUUUUGAUUUCUUCAACUGGGGAACCAGGUUUAUUCAGUUCUUCGAAAAGAUUGGCUGGGCUUACGACCUGAAGCAGGCCACUCCAGAAAUGAUUAAUUCAAUUGCAAAUAGGUUAGGUGAUGGAACCCCUGUACAUUUUCCGAUAGGUGAAAAUUUGAAGCAAAAGAUAUGAUGUAAGAAUUAAUUAAGAAUGGUAGUACACAUGAUUAUUAGGUUCUAUUUUAUACAAAUAGUAAGCGGAACUAACAUUAGUGUAACAAAAAAUUUCUAUGAUCGUUGUGUUUUUUAGAAUAUAUGUAUUAAACAUUUUUGUAAACAAUAGAAUUAUUUUCAUAGGUUAUUUUGCAUAUAAGCCGUGUUAUACGUAUUUAAAUAUUUAUGUAAAUGAUUUCCUAGUAAUUGGUCGAUAAAAACAGAUUGGUAUACAAACUCAGGGCACGAGUAGGAUUCGAACCUGAGACCUUUAUUACACUACCAACGCUUUGGGUCGAGUACCUACUUCCAAUUCAAACGUGGAAUCUGACAGAAAAAUUUGCUCUUGGUUACGUACCGCCUAUGGACAUUUCACAUCUUAUUUUCUAUUUUUUUUUGUGGAUAAAAAAGAAAUUACCGUUUAUUUCGCCAAAUUUUAUCAGUCUUUUAAAUUUAAAGUAUUUAUUUAUUAUGAAUGUGAAAUUAAGUUUGUUGUUACUUCUUCAAGCUUUAGGUAUUUGCUAAGCCAAUCUUCUUUAAAUUUUGCAUACAUGUUGUUUGAAGUACGGAGAGUCGCUUGCCGUUGCUAAAUUUUCCUAGUCAAUCUGUUUUUUUUCUUCCUAAAGAGUCUAGUCUAGAGUAGGUACGUAUUGUUACCGAGUAUCAACGUGAUCAGUCAUAAAAACUAAAACAUUCGCAUUCUGAAAAACAUGUUAUUUCGAAGAACAUCAAAACACGGCACAUUAAACUAUAGUUGGUGUCAUUAGGUGAAAUUUAACAUAAUUUUUCAUAUAGGUAUAAUGGAAAAAUUAAAAAAUUUCGAGUUCAAACAGGGCUAUGAAAUUCUUUUCUGUUAAAUCUUUAUGCUAAUUUUUGCGAAUGGAAUAUGACAUUGCACGUAGGUAGGUAUAUAAAACGUGUUAACUACGAAUGCAUCUACCGUACGGCAAAUCUGAUAGCAGUUAUUAAGAAAAGCUGUUGAAGCAGAACUUUAAAGCUAAAGUAUGUUUUGUUACUAUCAAUCACUGUCACCUUACAAUAUUUGAUACUAGCUAUUUAAAUGCUAGUUAAUAAUAAAUAGUUGAAAUAGGAUAUAAUAGAUAGUUGAAAUAGGAUAUACAUACACAUACAUUUGACGACCUCGGUAGCACAGUGGUAAAGUGCUUGCCCCUGAACCGAGAGGUCCCGGGUUCGAACGCCCGGUCGGGUCAUGAUGCAAAAUGAUCUUUUUCUGAUUGGCCCGAGUCUUGGAUGUUUAUCUAUAUAUGUAUUUGUCAUAAAAUAUAUUAUCGUUGAGUUAGUAUCCCAUAACACAAGUCUCGAACUUACUAUUUGUGUAAUUUGUCGUUAGCUCAAUCUGUGUAAUUUGUCGUAAUAUAUUGAUUUAUAUUGAUUUACAGUGUCAUCUAGUGUUUUUAUUCCAAAGUUUAUUUUAUUAGCAUUUAGCGCACCAUUUAGUAGGCUUCUUCUCAAAUCCCACGGGAACAAUAGGUAGUAUUUUCCAAGAUAAAAGAUGACCCUAUAUGUCCACCUUUAUACUCUUCAAUAUAAAGGUAGGUAUAUGUGAGACUUCAAGAAGAUUGGUUGAAUAGAUAACAUGCGAAGAGAUAACAAACAAACUUACUUUCGCAUUUAUAAUAUUAUAAGUUAGACAGAACGAGAAUUGUCUCGUUCUGUAAAAAAUGUAUUGAUAUACUUUAACUUUUAAAUGAAAUCCGCUGACUGAGACAUUGUAAUACAUACCUUCGCUAUUUUAAAUUUCAUAUUUUUGGGCGGAUUCAAUCAAAAACAUUAAUGGCAAUUAAUAUUAUAUUUAUGCAUGAAUAUAAACUUUAUGCGGGAGAAGUAUUUUAUGUGAACAUUUAUUCAAAAUAAUGUAAAAAUAUUUUCAUGUUCUUAUCUAAAUUUGCAUAAUAUUAAGUCUGAUAUUUG
This is a messenger RNA of Plodia interpunctella (Indianmeal moth), 3656 nucleotides long. RefSeq names its product acyl-CoA Delta-9 desaturase. The record is from RefSeq and is a predicted model, not a curated record. Gene Ontology annotation, biological process: unsaturated fatty acid biosynthetic process. Gene Ontology annotation, cellular component: endoplasmic reticulum membrane. NCBI's taxonomy places the organism in Eukaryota, Metazoa, Arthropoda, Insecta, Lepidoptera, Pyralidae. Gene Ontology annotation, molecular function: iron ion binding; stearoyl-CoA 9-desaturase activity. The coding region runs from base 808 to 1704 and encodes 298 amino acids. The transcript has 8 exons.